CGCGAAACCGUGCCUGCUGACAAAAGAAAAGCUUAUUCACUUCGCAAAAAAGCUGCUCGUUAUUGUUUACAUCAAGAAAAUCUUUAUCGAAAGAUAUUCGGUGGACCAUUAGCAAGGUGUCUCAGACCUUCCCAAACAGAAUAUGUGAUGAGGGAAGUAUAUGAAGGACAUUGUGGAAGUCACGCAGGAGGAAGGUCGCUGGUAAAAACGCUGAUUCGAGCAGGGUAUUAUUGGCCUAAAAUGGAAGAAGAAGCAAACGGUUUUGUAUCCAACUUGAGCAGAAGAAUAAUUUUUUUAAGUGGCUUGUCACCUGACUCCUUGACCACUAACUCUGUUGCAGUUAUAGAAAGGUUUGAAGAGCUUGAGGGCCGGAAUCCUGGAGAAACUUCUGCUGAUGACCUUCCAAAUGUUCAGAAGUUGAGAAAGGAACUCUGUGAGGCACAUUGCUUAAACGAAUCUCAGAUCCCAGAUUCUCUUCUGCAAAGAUUGAUAGCAAGUAGAAGCGAAUUUCCUCCUGUCUGUGCAAUCAUAGGAGGAAUUCUUGGACAGGAGGUGAUAAAAGCAAUAUCUGGCAAAGGAGAUCCUCUUAAGAACUUUUUCUUCUUUGAUGCCAUGGAUGGUAAAGGGAUAAUAGAAGAUAUAUCUAAUGUCAACAGCUGAGGAUGCUCUGACUUAAUGAUAGAAACCGUCUUUUAAGGAACGCUGACCUUUCUGGAGUGUCUUUUAGGUAAACCAUAUGACUAAUUACAGCUAAACUUGUGGACAUUCAUUCAACUUAGAGUUCUGAUCAGCAAAAUUUAUGAUGUUUUUGAUACUUGGGACCAUCAGUUGAGGGUUCACGUUGUCUAAUAUUCUGAAACAUGCAGUAUUAUCUCAUUUUCAGUUGUCUCUC
Nicotiana tabacum (common tobacco) is the source of this 892-nucleotide messenger RNA. The record is from RefSeq and is a predicted model, not a curated record. Lineage: Eukaryota; Viridiplantae; Streptophyta; Magnoliopsida; Solanales; Solanaceae.